AUGGGUACCUCAGCGGGGCAGAGACAAAGAGUGCCGCCGCCGUCCGCCGUCGACUGCUGCUGUGGUGUGCUGUCUCACAAUAGCACGCCGAACAGCAGUACCAGCAUCAUGUCCACCCAAAUCCAGGAGCUCAUCGCUGCGGAGACGAAGGCCUCCUCUAUCGUUGCGGAGGCCCGGGCAUCGCGAUCAAAGCGCAUGAAGGAGGCCAAGAAGGAGGCCGAGGCCCUCUGCAACGCCUUCCGCGCGGAGAAGGAGGCGGCUUACCAGGCUAGCAUGCAGAAGUCGAUGGGGUCAACAGGAAAGGAAGGGGACACGCUGGGCGCACAAACCGACGCUGCGAUCCAGAGUAUGACCGACGACUACUCUAAGAACAAGGAGGUCGUCGGCGACCUUCUCGUACACGAAGUGUGCCACAUCGUAUACAGCGUACCGGAGGGCCUUAAGUCUCGCGAAAUGCAGCAGGCGUGAGAACCUUUGUUUCUUAUUGGCCAUGGGGAGACUAGGCACCAGGGUUAGGGGGGGUAGGGGUCCCGUUUUUUUUUUUUUUGUCCAGCAGCAAGCCACACUCACCGUUUGAUUUUCCGGAUAACCUGGCGCGUGGCCUUGCGGUGUCAGGGUUUGUUGGACCCGAUU
Molecule: messenger RNA, 633 nt
Organism: Ectocarpus siliculosus
Lineage: Eukaryota; Phaeophyceae; Ectocarpales; Ectocarpaceae
Source: the annotation of a GenBank genome assembly